Molecule: messenger RNA, 3233 nt
Organism: Lactuca virosa
Lineage: Eukaryota; Viridiplantae; Streptophyta; Magnoliopsida; Asterales; Asteraceae
Source: the annotation of a GenBank genome assembly
CACCACCACUACCAGUUAAUAAUUAAUCUAAAAGAAAGUUUGACAACCACCACCACCACCCAAAGGCCAUCAUGGAUGAUCUUGGCUCCAUUCAAGCCUAACAUCAAUAUGGAUACAAGCAGUAACAUCGAGAUGAAGAUUCACGUCUCUAACUUUAGUUACACAUCUUUUUGAGAAAUCGAUACUAUUUUCUAGAAAAUACAAGAUUAGAAUGAAUAAUGGGUUCUUGGUCGUUGUUAGCAGCAUCUUCACAAGUUCAUGUAGCAGUGGUUUCUCAAAUUCUGAGUUUUCUCGUUUUCCUCUUCUUUUCUAAAGGAACCUUGGGGGUUACUUUUAAUAUUGUAAACGACUCUCCGAGUGUAUGGCUUGGUAGUAUAUGGGGUCAGACAGGUUGCAACUAUAAUAGGUCAGGUAAAUGGUCGUGUGCCACAGGUGACUGCAGAAUCAAUGGCACCAAUGAUAUGGCUUGUAGUGUAUAUGAUGUAACGAUACCCGCCACAGUUGUUGAUUUCAGAAUCAAUCAAACCCAAAUCCACAGCCAGGAUUUUUAUCAUGUCAACAUUGCCCAGGGCUACAAUUUGCCAAUACUUGUGGAGGCGACUUCCGGUUCAGGUUCCAGUUUACGUAGUUGUGCUAAGACGGGAUGUGUUGAAGACUUGAAUCAGCGGUGUCCAACCGAGCUAAGUUCAGCCGAUGGAAAGGUGUGUAUGAGCGCUUGCAUGGCCUUUCACUCUCCAGAGUAUUGUUGCAGUGACUCUUUCUCGUCACCCUCAUCGUGCAAGCCAACAGCAUAUGAUCAGUUGUUUCGAUCAGCGUGCCCAAGAUCUUUUACGUAUAGUACCCCGUCCGAUCUAUGGGAUCUACAGACUACUACAUUUACUUGUAAUGGUGCCGAUUACACCAUUAGAUUUUGUGCUGCUGCAGAUUCAUUUUCAACAAUCAAACUUGGUGGCCAACUCAAGUCUACAGACCAGCUUGUUUCGGUGCGUGGAAAUUUUACAUUAGGGUUCUUUGGUGAAGAUUACAGUUACUUGGGAAUUUGGUACACAAGCGAUGUUCUAUCCACAAAAGUAUGGGUAGCUAAUCCAAAUGCACCGAUCAUAUCCACCCCAGGCACUCAUACCCUAUCCAUCAGUGCCAAAACCGGAGACUUGGUCAUCAGUGCAGGAUCCAAAACUCUAAUGAGAAUCACCGAUGUUAAACUGGGUCCAAACGCAAAUGUGACUGCAACCCUCGAAGAUAAUGGUAAUUUCCGGCUGAUUAACCAAGUUGACAAAAGAGUUUUGUGGCAGAGUUUUGAUCACCCAACCAAUGUACUUUUACCUGGCAUGAAGCUUGGGUAUGACAUGACAGCAGGCCAGAAUUGGACUUUGACUUCUUGGUUGAGCAAUGAAAACCCUGAAUCAGGACCUUUUACUCUGAGUUGGGAACCCACUCAAAAAGGAUCCCAGAGAUUAAUGAUUCGACGACGAGGACGACCCUACUGGACUAGUGGGAAUCUAAACAACAAAAUAUUUCAAUAUAUGUUUGCAUUGAAUGGCCCAGGUAGUCAAUCCAUGUAUAAUCUCACUUCUGUAUACAACAAUAAAGCAAGAUACUUUAGCUAUGACGGUAAUAUUGCUGCUUUACCCAUGUGGAUUUUAACACCAAAAGGCCAAAUUAGAGAUAUUAAUAAUGCUACUGCUUGGAGCCCUGAGUUUUGUUAUGGAUAUGAUUCUGGUAAUGGUUGCAUGGAGUCGAGUUUACCUCAGUGCAGGACAGAGAACGAUAAUUUUAGUAAAAAGAAUGGGGAUUUUGCUCAAGAUAGGACAAAAAGUGCAACUGAUGGGAACUCAAGCUUAAGCAUUAACGAUUGUUUUGAUAAGUGCUGGAAUGAUUGCAAUUGUGUGGGGUUUAGUAGCAGUACCAUCAAUGGAAGUGGUUGUGUAAUUUGGACAGGCAAUCGAAAUACAGGAAACAAAACACAAAAGAGCAAGAAUUGGAUAUGGAUAUCCAUUAGUGUUUCCAUCACUCUUGUUUUCCUUUGUUUUGGGGCUUUAUGGUAUAUAAAGAAGAGGAAGCGUAGACAAAAAGAAUACAAAAGACGGAAGAGAGAUGAAUAUUUCGUGGAGCUGACAACUUCUGAAAGCUUCAAGGAUGUACAUCGACUUGAACCGGAUGGUGUGAAAGGAAAUGAUUUGCUAUUGUUUAGCUUUGCCUCUAUCAUGGCUGCCACCAAUGAUUUCUCAAUUGAAAAUAAGCUCGGACAAGGUGGUUUUGGACCUGUUUACAAAAGUUACGCUACUGGAAAACUAAGUGAUGGGCGAGAAAUUGCAAUCAAAAGGCUUUCAAGAACGUCAAGUCAAGGGCUUGUGGAAUUUAAGAAUGAACUAGUGCUCAUAGCUAAACUUCAGCAUACAAAUCUUGUUCGAGUUCUUGGUUGUUGCAUUCACGGAGAAGAAAAGAUGUUAAUAUAUGAAUAUAUGCCCAACAAAAGUUUAGAUUUCUUCGUAUUUGAUGAAAACAGAAAGGCAGAGUUGGAUUGGCCUAAACGAUUUAUCAUUAUUGAAGGAAUUGCUCAAGGGUUGUUGUACUUGCAUAAAAUAUGCGAGCAGAACGAGACCGAGUCAAUGACUAACAGGGUGGUUGGAACAUAUGGUUAUAUGUCUCCUGAGUAUGCAAUGAGGGGGGUUUUCUCAAUCAAGUCCGAUAUCUUCAGCUUUGGAGUAUUGAUCCUGGAAAUCAUCAGUGGAAGAAGAAAUAGUAGCCUCUUUCAUCUUGAUGAGACAUUCAGUCUUAUUGGAUAUGCAUGGGUGCUAUGGCAACAAGGGGAUUCGUUGGAAUUGAAGGACCCGUCACUUGGAAAUACUUGUAAUGAACAACAAUUCUUGAGGACUGUUCAUGUUGCCCUUCUGUGUGUACAAGAGAAUGCAAUAGAUAGGCCAACAACGUCAGGGAUGAUCUCCAUGCUUCUCAAUGACUCCAUAUCAUUACCCACUCCAAACAGACCAACAUUUCUGAUAGGUGGAGGCGCCUCAAAGUCAACUUCAUAUGAAACCAAAGCAGAAGAUUUCUCUGUGAAUAAUGUGACCAUCUCUGUUGUUGGGGGUCGAUAGGGUAUGAACGUAGCUUCAGCAUAUCAUUCUUUGUGGAAAACUUUUCUGUAAUAUAAUUUAUAUUUAUUCACUUUUGUAGGAGAUGCAAAUCCAUUUUUCUAUACUUGUUAAUUGUUAUAUGCAUGCAGAAUUGCCACU